Anoplophora glabripennis (Asian longhorned beetle) is the source of this 498-nucleotide messenger RNA. NCBI's taxonomy places the organism in Eukaryota, Metazoa, Arthropoda, Insecta, Coleoptera, Cerambycidae. The record is from the annotation of a RefSeq genome assembly.
AUAAUCCUAAUUAUAAGUUCAAUUAUUAUAAGAAUUUCUUUUUUAUUUAUAAAUCAUCCUUUAUCCUUUGGAAUAAUUUUACUAAUUCAAACAAUUUUAAUUGCACUGAUAACAGGUUUAAUAAAUUACAAUUUUUGAUUUUCUUAUAUUAUUUUCUUAAUUAUAAUUGGKGGUAUAUUAAUUUUAUUUAUUUAUAUAACAAGAAUUGCAUCAAAUGAAAAAUUUAAAUUUUCUUAUAAACAUAUUAUUUUAAUUAGAUUACUUUGUAUAAUUACUCUUAUAUUGCUACUUUUAGAUUAUUUCUUUUUUAAUUUAAAUUUAAUAAAUAACCUUUCAAAUCAAAAUAUAAACUUAUAUUAUAAACUCUCAAUAAAUAAAAUUUUAAUAUGACCUAUAAAUAUAUUUUUUUUUAUAAUAAUUAUUUAUUUAUUAAUUACUUUAAUUAUAGUAGUAAAAAUUACUAACAUUCAAUCAGGACCUUUACGACAAAAAACUUAA